This is a messenger RNA of Beauveria bassiana ARSEF 2860, 1875 nucleotides long. RefSeq names its product nucleotide sugar dehydrogenase. The transcript has 3 exons. NCBI's taxonomy places the organism in Eukaryota, Fungi, Ascomycota, Sordariomycetes, Hypocreales, Cordycipitaceae. Gene Ontology annotation, cellular component: cytosol; nucleus. The record is from RefSeq and is a predicted model, not a curated record. Gene Ontology annotation, biological process: polysaccharide biosynthetic process; glycosaminoglycan biosynthetic process. Gene Ontology annotation, molecular function: UDP-glucose 6-dehydrogenase activity; NAD binding. The coding region runs from base 1 to 1875 and encodes 624 amino acids.
AUGUCCUCACCCAUCGUCGACUCGGUCAAGGCCUUGAGCCUCAACAGCUCGGCAAACGGCACCAAUGCCUCCAAAUACCCGGAAUUUACCGUUCGAAACAUCUGCUGCGUUGGUGCUGGUUAUGUCGGCGGUCCUACCGCGGCAGUUCUCGCCUUCCAGAACCCUCACAUCACGGUCACCGUCGUCGACCGUGACCAGACCCGAAUCCGUCGCUGGAAUUCGAGACACCCGCCCAUUUACGAACCCGGCCUGCAUGACAUUGUUCGCAUCGCCCGCGACGGCAGUCGCGAGACCUUCUUCUCCAACGAGGCCACCAGCGACGCCGACACCGUCAACUCCGACUUUGGCGACCUCCGUGUCGCUCCCCGUCAGAGCAACCUCUUCUUCACCACUGAUGUGGCCGGUAGCAUCGCCGAAGCCGAUGUUGUCCUCAUCUCGGUCAACACACCCACCAAGGAGCGCGGCAUCGGUGCUGGCAGCGCCACCGACAUGACUGCUUUCGAGGCCGUCACUGCCGUCGUCGCCCAAAACGCCCGCGAGGGUGCCAUCAUCGUCGAGAAGAGCACCGUUCCUUGCCGCACGGCCCAGCUCGUUGCCGAGACUAUCUCCAUGCACCGCCCUGGCGUCCAUUUCGAGAUUCUCUCCAACCCCGAAUUCCUCGCUGCCGGCACCGCCGUCAACGAUCUGCUCUAUCCCGACCGUAUCCUCAUCGGCUCCGCCCCUACUGCCACUGGUAAGCUGGCCGCCGAGGCUCUCGUCAACGUCUACGCUGCCUGGGUCCCCCGCGAGCGCAUCCUGACUACCAACGUCUGGUCCUCUGAGCUGGCCAAGCUCGUUGCCAAUUCCAUGCUGGCCCAACGAAUUUCCAGCAUAAACUCCAUUUCUGCUGUCUGCGAGCAGACUGGCGCCGACGUCGACGAGGUCGCCCGCGCUGUUGGUGUGGACCCCCGUAUCGGCAACAAGUUCCUCGUCGCUGGUAUUGGUUUUGGUGGCAGCUGCUUCAAGAAGGAUGUUCUCAACCUCGUCUACCUUGCCGACACUAUGGGUCUCCCUGAGGUCGGCGAGUACUGGCGCCAAGUUGUCAAGAUGAACGAGUACGCCCGCGACCGCUUCACCAACCGCGUCAUCAAGUGUCUCAACAACACCUUGGUUGGCAAAAAGGUCUGCAUUCUCGGCUACGCCUUCAAGAAGAACACUUCCGACACCCGUGAGGCUCCUGCUCUGGAGAUGAUCAAGACCCUGCUCGAGGAGCGUCCACGCGAGAUUGCCGUUUUCGAUCCUUGCUGCAACCCGCUAGUCAUCAAGAACGAAAUCCGUUCCCUGCUCGGGCCUCUGGCCGAGAGCAACAACAUUUCCGUCUACGGCAACGCCUAUGACGCCUGCGACGAUGCCACUGCCGUCGUCAUUGCCACCGAAUUCGACGAGUUCCGCAAUCAGCCUGUGCCCAAGCCCGCCGCGCCCUCGGCCGAUGCUGCGCCCAAGACAAUUGGUGGCAAGCCCAACCCCAAAUCGGAUCCCCGUCCCUUCAAGUCCAACACGCCUUCUGAAAAUGAUAUCCUGGCGCUCCACAAGCACCUCGCUCAGCGCGAGAAUGGACAGGGACACGAUCCGCUCAACCGCUUCAACACUGAGCCCUCGUGCGACAGCGCCUGUCCCGAUUGCCAGCAGGAGCAGGAGACCAAGUUGACUGGCCAUGCCACUGGCAUGGGCAGCGCUGAGGAGUACAAGUCCAAGGAGCGUCUUGACUGGGAGCGCAUUGCUGACUCGAUGACGAUUCCCCGCUGGGUGUUUGAUGGCCGUGGUGUCAUUGACUCGCGCGAAAUGGUCAAGCUUGGGGUCCGUGUUGAGAGCGUUGGUCGUCAACACCGGUUCUAA